GCCAAAGAAAAAAAAACAAAGAAGAACAAGUUAACUACCAAUUCGUGUUGUCCGCGGAGGCGCAAGGAAAGCGAACGAGCAACCCUAGCCGCCUGAGGGGAACGCCCCGAUCCGCAACGUAAGCACGACUUGUCAUCCUAAUCCCUAACCAAUUGUUCGCCGGCCGGCGACAAUGGCGGCGGUUCGGUGCGCGGCGAGGAGGCUCGGUGGCUCCCUGCUCCAGCGGACGCAGGCGGCGGUCGCGGAGGAGGGACGCCUGCUCGCGCCAAGCAGGCUCAUGCGCUCCCGCCAGCUCUCCGGCCAGGUCUCCGGCGAGCGAUCGCAGGUGCCGGAGCGACUCCUCCUUGAGACAGGCCAGAUCAUGCGCUACCGCCAGCUCGCAAGCGAGAUAUCCAAGAGACUAGAGGAGCCGUCUGCCUUGGAAUCUGAGGUCCAGUGCAGGAUGGAGGAGCUUUUGGCCUCGUGGCGUAAGUUGGGGGAGCUUCACAAGGAAGCAGCACCAGAUGCCUUUGAGUUGUAUGUGAAGGCCUAUGGAAAUGCGUUUAAGGCUAUGGUCGGUGGAGCUGCCAGGGCGUUGUUUUGCUUCAGUCUGAUUACUUCUCUUAUCUUUGAGUUGUUUGGCUGCUACCAAGGAAAACCAGAGAAGACAAGAUAAAGAAAAGGAGAACCAAUGAUGGCCUCCGAAGUUUGGCUAGCUUGCACUGUGCUAUCAUACAUUGUGAUGUUGUGUGACAUGGUAUCAUGUUAUUAUAUCUCUAUAUAUAUCUUUUCGGGCA
Messenger RNA from Triticum aestivum (bread wheat), 776 nucleotides. RefSeq lists its product as uncharacterized. The record is from RefSeq and is a predicted model, not a curated record. The transcript has 4 exons. Lineage: Eukaryota; Viridiplantae; Streptophyta; Magnoliopsida; Poales; Poaceae. The coding region runs from base 173 to 655 and encodes 160 amino acids.